Sitophilus oryzae (rice weevil) is the source of this 1796-nucleotide messenger RNA. RefSeq lists its product as uncharacterized. The transcript is spliced from 3 exons. Gene Ontology annotation, molecular function: N-acetyltransferase activity. The coding region runs from base 75 to 818 and encodes 247 amino acids. The record is from RefSeq and is a predicted model, not a curated record. Lineage: Eukaryota; Metazoa; Arthropoda; Insecta; Coleoptera; Curculionidae.
AAUUUGCACUUUUGAAUAGACACAAGUAGACUUAGUUAAAAACUCUAAACAAAGUGUAAUUAAUCUGUAGUAAAAUGGGCGACGAAACCAUUAAAUGGGCUAUCAAUGAAGAUGAUUCUGUAGUGUAUGCACCUCUUACCAAACAAUUAUUGCCACAAGCUAUAGAACUAAUGCACGGGUAUUUCUACACACAAGAAACAAUUUGCAAGGCUUUCCAUGUGGCUAAUCAACCUGAGUGUUUCCCCGAACUCGAUAUUCUGCUUCGUAAGGCUGCUGUAGAUGGCGUUUCGAUCGUCGCUUUAGACAAAACCAGUGGCGCAGUGAUUGGUGCCACGUUUAACAAAUUGGAGGAAAAGACUGAUUCGGAUUUUUAUCAAGAAUAUCCAAAAACUCUAAAAUAUCCAGCUUCUAGAAAAGUCGCAAUGUGGAUAGCCGAUACUGAAAAAUUAUUUGACAUUUUCGAUCAUUGCAACGUCUCCAGUCUGUUCGAAAUCAUGUUUCUUGGUGUCGUUCCCUCCUUUAGAAACCGAGGCAUAGCAAAAAAAUUGAUCCAGGUGUCAAUAGACAUUGCACGGCAGCUGAAAGCUGGUAAUAACGUUUUGGUGCCUGUAAAUGAUCAAGAUUUAAAUCUGGAACAUCCUCCUCAAAUAGUUACUGGUAUUUUUACAUCGUCGGCUACGCAAAAAAUAGCGAAGGACCUGAAUUUCGAAAUAGGGUCGAAAAUAUAUUUUGACAAGUACGUUUACGAUGGACAAAGUUUGGGCGACCUUGUGGGACAAGAAAUACCAUAUUUUACUUAUGAAUAUUUAAGACUGUAAGAAAGUAGUUUUUAUUCCCCCUCGUUUAUUUAUACAUUAUUUUCAUUUUACACCAUUUCCUAAAGGCAAAUUUAUUUAUAUUAUUACGUUAUUAAGAAUCUAAUUAUGUUAUGUAAUAUACAGGAUGUUUCAAAAAAACAUGUGCCAUCUCUCGUGAGUCUUCAAUCGUGAUUUUAAAAGAAACAUAAUAAUAUUUUCUUUUUACCGUUUGUCAAGUAAGUCCAAAAUAACCGAGUUAUUUUACUUUGAAAAUUGGCUGGAUCUUUUCUGGGUCUUGUUGUAAAUUUAAUCUACCACCUAUGUUGCCACAUUAUCAGGAAAUUAUAUUUUUCAGCUAAAAUCUAAAAAAAAAUCGAACUGUUUUUUUUUUAAAUUCCAAAUUUUCAAUUUUUUUCUUGCGAAAAAACCUCAUAGACGUGUUUCUGGAGUCGAAAUAUACUACUCCUAAAAAUAUUUGCACUUAUUUAAGACUCACCCUGUAGAAAUUACAAAAAUCACAACUUUUAUGUGUAGGUAACUUUUUUGAAGACACCCUAUUAUAGAACCCUGUAUAUUUAAAAAAAUAUAUAUUUCCUUGUCAAAAGAUCGACUUUCUGAAGAAUCGAUUUAAAUGGAACAUCCCUACUUGGAGGUUGGAGGCCAUUUGGAGGCUAUGUUUUUUGUUAGUGUAUUCUGUGGUUAUGUUCGAACUUUUAUCAAAAACACAGAUCAAAAACAAAAACAGAAAACAGCUGGUACUCACCAUACUGUAUAAGUAGGUAGAAAAAUAAAAUACAAAAUAUUAAUCACUAUAAACAUUGAUUUAGUAAAGAACAAACACGAAUUUCAAAAUUACGUGAAAGCAUAGAUAAAUGAUUUAUAAAUAGAAGAAAAAUAAGAGAUACAUAGCACAUAGAUAAACUUUGGCAUAGCAUAGAUCAUGGAUAGAAACAUCUGGAAACAUCACAGAAUACAUUGUCCUUGUUGAUAACCAAGAGA